This is a messenger RNA of Malaclemys terrapin pileata, 1123 nucleotides long. Its product is annotated as fibrinogen-like protein 1-like protein. NCBI's taxonomy places the organism in Eukaryota, Metazoa, Chordata, Testudines, Emydidae. The record is from RefSeq and is a predicted model, not a curated record. Bases 1 to 798 code for a protein of 265 amino acids. The transcript is spliced from 3 exons.
AUGAUACGGGUUCCAGUCCAGCUCUCUCAUGCUUCUGUCUGCGCUGUCCAUGAUGGCACUCCUUUGCGUAGCCCCGUGCAGGGCAACGGGGCCCUGGCCCACAAGAAGGUCGAGAGGGGGUUCCCCAAAGACUGCAGCAACAUUCCCAGGGACAGCCCCAGCGGGGUCCAUGUCAUCCAGCCGGCAGGCUCUCCCCCUCGAGUGGUGUGGUGUGACAUGGACACCGAAGGCAAAGGCUGGACCGUUGUCCAGAGAAAUUCUUACAACACAGAGAUCACCUGGAAGGAGUCCUGGAGCACCUACAAGUACGGCUUUGGGAACGUGCAGCAGGAUUACUGGCUGGGCAACGAGUACCUGUCCCUGCUCACGCGGCAGAACAUCUACAAGGUCCGCUUUGUCGUGGAGGACAAAUUCAACAACACCCGCUACGCAGAGUUCGACAUCUUCAGUGUCGAGGAUGAGCCCAGCGGGUACCCUCUGAGGCUGGGCAGGUACUCUGGGGACGGUGAGGACUAUCUCACCACCUAUCACUCCGGCCUGGGGGGCAUACACGACAACAUGAAGUUCAGCACGACUGACAAGGAUCAGGACCAGGCCAGUGGGAAUUGCGCAAGUAGCUAUGGAGGUUGGUGGUACGACAAGUGUCAGAACGUCCUGCUCAAUGGGAAAGGCUACAUCUACUGGGCAGGGUUCUGUAAGAGUGGGGAGUGCAAGUCUUCCCUCAUCCUGGUUAAGCCAACAGACGUGUGCUGUGUCCGGCAGGAGGAGCCCAUCCUCCUUGGGAGCCGGCGCCGCUAAGAAGGGGAGACAAUAUUAAAUCAGACACGGCGCGCCAUCCCCCACCUAAUCAGUGCAGUCCCUGCAAUGCCUCCACUCUGCUCACCCCCUUCCCUGUUGGCUUCUGCACGGUAAAUUCGCUGGAAUAAAUGCUGAGAGCUGACCCAGCUGGUGCGUUCGAAGGACACGAAGAGUGUGAUUGGUGUGUAUAACUGGAGCCCCACUUCCACUCUGCCUCGCUGGAAGCCAUGUCACUCACUACAACUUUAGACCCACAUUAACCUCUGCUUCUCCCAGCCCUGCCACUGCCCCUUGGCAUUAGUGAUCAAUGAAUCAUGACACUGGA